CUGCUUAUCCUUAUCUCUAUCCACAUGUUUCUCUUCAUCUUACAUGCGUACCUAGGCUAUCCAUCUAUGAAGGAUUAUCUACACUACGAUCCAUAAUGAUAGGUGUCGAGAUUAUGGAUGAGGGGUACCGCUCCGUAUCCUACAUAUGUAAGACAUGUAUGAAGGAUCACAUAUAUUGAAUUCCACUCGAUUUACUUGCUCUUUUUAUUCACGUCAGGGUUGAAGCGAUUGACAAUCAUUCAUUUGAUCCAUCGACGAUUUUCUAAAUGCAUGUUGAUUUUUUGUUUGCAUUUUGGGUAGUCGUGAUUCGUAAUUCUUCAUCCUGCCAAAUUAUCGUGCAUCGCGUUGAACGUCAAGGAAUUCGGAAUGGUCGGUAUAUUGUUCAUAGGACUAGCUCUAUGGACGUUGCUGCUGUGGAAAGUGGGAAAUGCGUAUAAUGGAUUCUUGGAUUCUAGAAGGAUAGCACAGAAAACCGGAUUUCCAGUUAUUGAGACGCCUCUUGCGCCAAUCGGAUUAAAAAAUAUUUUGACUUUGAAGUUGUUUAUUCCAAUUCUGAGGAGAUUACCUGGAACGAAGCAUUGGGAAUGGCUAUACAUAGCCAACCACCGCAACUCCUUCCUCAAUCUCCGCUCUUCCUAUGAUCUCCAUGGAGACACCUACAUAUUCGCGGCCACGAACCUCAAUCUCUUACGCACGACAAACGCAGAGUUGAUAGCGCAAUUCACAACGCGAAAAAAUGAUUUCGUUAAGCCCGUGAAGAAUUAUAAGGUGUUGGAAUUUUUUGGGAAGAACAUUGUGACAAUUGAAGGAGAGGAAUGGAGGAGACAUAAGAAGGUAGUGGGGAAGAGCUUUGGUGAAAAAAGUAUAAAGUUAGUUUGGGCGGAGAGUAUCAGACAAGCGGAGGCGAUGAUUAGAAUUUGGGGGAGGAGAAGUAGAAGUAGCGAGAAGGGCCAUGAGGAGUUGAGAGUGGAAGAUGCGGGGAGUGAUACGGCAAUUCUAAGUUUGCAUGUGAUUUGCGCUGUGGGAUUUGGAGUACCACAGUCGUGGGAAGGAGAGGAGGAAGUAGACGUGGGUAUUGGGGAUUUGAAGAUUGAAGGGGAAGAGAUGCCGAAUUUGGGUUUGAGUAAACCGGUUGGAGAACAUUCAUUGGGAUUCAAAGAUUGCAUUAAUACAGUUUUGAGUAGUCUUCUUCUCAUAUUAUUAUGGCCCCAGUGGAUGUUGAAACUUUCACCUAUAAAGCGCCAUGGAAAGGUGUACAAAGCGUUUAAAGAAACAAAUCAAUAUGUUACCGGACUACUCGAGCAUAAAAAGAAGCAAAUAUCAGCUGGAGAUUAUGACAAAGUUACCAUGGACCUAAUGGGGAAUAUGCUCAAAGCAUCCACUGAGACUCUGAAUUCCCCUAAGAACCCCAUGGUAUCAAAUCGAAACGAAGACUUGCCCCUCACCGAAGCCGAAAUAAAAUCAAAUGCCUUUAUAUUUCUCCUCGCCGGCCAUGAAACAACUGCAUCCAGCAUUCAGCUUUGUUUCGUCUACCUCGCCAUUUCUGUCUUGUCUCAGACAUCUAUGCAAGGUGAUAUAGACUUGAUUAUUGGCUCAAAGAAGCCACAGCAUUGGACAUAUAUGCGUGAUUUUCCAAAAUUGUACAAUAGUAUGGUAGGAGCGGUGUUGAAUGAAGAAUUGAGAUUAAUGCCGAUAGCGGAUACAAUACCGAAGAUUACUGUAGGGAAACAGAAGGUUAUAGUUGAUGGAGUGGAGAAAGUGGUGCCGGAAGGAUGUUUUAUUCAUCUGAAUACUGUAGGGACACAUAGGAUUUCAAAGGAAGGAAGCACAGAUUUGAAUGAUUUUGUACCGGAAAGAUGGAUUGUAGAGAAAGUGGAAGAGCGCCAAGAGAUGAAACAUGCGGAUGAGGAUGAAGAUGAGGAUUUGGUAAAGGAUAAAAGUGACCAUGAGAGCUCUACACUAUUUAAACCAGUCAAAGGAGCAUUCAUACCUUUUAGCGAGGGACCACGCGCUUGUCCGGGCAAGAAAUUCGCGCAGGUGGAAAGGAUUGCUGUUUUGACUGUGAUAUUUCAGAAAUAUAGUGUGGAGUUGGAUGUGUCUAGAUGGGCGAGUGAUGGGGAAGUACAGAGGAUGAAUGAUGAAGAGAGGAGAGAAGUUUAUGAAAAAGCUAUUAUAGAAACGAAGGAGGUGCUUAAAAGAUGCAAUCAAGCGCAAAUAGUGUUGAAGAUGGCGAAAGAGGAUAAAGUGCCGUUAAGAUUUGUGGAAAGGGGAAAGGAGAGAUUCCGUGGCUUGUAAGAGCAAGUGUAGAGGGGGAGAAGUGGAUGUAUAUUAUAAAAACAAAUGAAUAAUACCUUUUUCCUGCGAUUGAAGGUUUGAGUAUAUAUAUCUUGUCUCUAAGACUUUCUUUGCCACCAUACAUCGAAAAGUUGGA
Molecule: messenger RNA, 2431 nt
Organism: Botrytis sinoallii
Lineage: Eukaryota; Fungi; Ascomycota; Leotiomycetes; Helotiales; Sclerotiniaceae
Exons: 6
Coding region: 367-2295 (642 amino acids)
Molecular function (GO): iron ion binding; oxidoreductase activity, acting on paired donors, with incorporation or reduction of molecular oxygen; heme binding
Source: RefSeq, a predicted model, not a curated record